CAACAAGUGUUCCACUUCUUUCGGAAACUUACGGGUUCUAUUUACACGCGAUAAGAUAUCGAUACGUAUUGAUAGACCGAGCGAGCAACGCUACCCUAGGCACUCAGUCAGUAUAUUGACACUGAUAACGUGAUUUGUUUACAAUUUGCCUGCCAUUACAUUUCUUACGCUCCAUAAAUUCACUUUCCGGUAUUGUGUGAUCAUUCUCGAUUCGAGACGAACGUUUUCGAAAUGGAAAACAAAGCUGACGAGAGGUCUCCAUUAAUAGAGCGAACAAGUAGUGCUGAUAAAACCGAUGGUGCUUUACGUAGUGUUAAAGGAUCGUCAACCAACACGUUGGGUUCUACCGCUGAUUCGAUGAAGUCUUCUGAAGUGGCAGUGAGCAUGUGGGAACGGCGCCGGGUGUCGCCGCCGGCCGCGGGGCGCCGCAGGGCGCAGUCCUGGUCGGCCGGCCCGCCGGACGACGUCGGCUCCGAUAUAAGAAUAUUACGCGAAAGACUAGUCCGGACGCAAACUCGGCCACGGCCGGGCGCCAUGCGGCGGCUGACUCGGCGGCAGCGGCUGACGCUGGCGUCGCUGGCGCUGGUGGACUUCAUGAGCUUCUGUUCCAUCAGCGUUAUGGCGCCCUUCUUCCCCGGCGAGGCCAAGGCUAAGGGCCUCUCGGACACUGUCUGCGGUUUUGUCUUCAGCUUUUAUGCUAUUGUUAUGUUUAUAACUUCACCGUUCAUGGGUAAAUGCCUACCGAUAGUGGGUGCGAAGUUCAUGUUCACAGCGGGAAUGUUCGUCGCCGGCUUCUGUAAUGUUUUAUUUGGAUGUUUAGUACUAGUGGAGGACUCGGCGAUGUUCACCGGGCUGUGCUUCGCGGUGCGGGGCGCGGCUGCGCUCGGCGCCAGCGCGUACUCCACCGCGAGCUACGUGUUCGUGGUGAACGUGUUCCCAGACUCCAUCGGCUCGGUGCUGGGCAUCCUCGAGACCUUCGUCGGCAUCGGCAUGUCCGUGGGCCCCGCCAUAGGAAGUUUGCUCUAUUCGAUCGGAGGCUUCGGGCUUCCAUUUUACAGUAUUGGAAUUAUCAUGGUUUUGAUUGUACCCAUUAAUUGCCUGUUACUCACAGACUGCGAAGAAAUAGUGACCGGAUCAAAAUCAGCAUCUGUGAUGGGGUUGUUUAAGAUCCCGUCGAUAAUGGUGACGGGGCUGGUGAUCGUGGUGGCGUCGAACACGUGGGCCUUCCUCGACCCCACGCUGGAGCCGCACAUGAGGCAGCUGGGCCUCACUACCAACCAGAUCGGACUUGUGUUUCUAUUGUUCUCUAGUCUUUAUGGAAUAUUUAGCCCCAUUUGGGGAUGGGUGGCGGAUCGGGUACAUAACCACUGGUGCAUGAUGAUUUGGGGGCUGUUCCUGAUUACCGUCGGCUUGUUGCUGCUGGGGCCCUGCCCCUACAUUCCUGGUCUUCCAACGUCCGUGCUGUGGCUCGACUUGGUGGCUCUCGCGAUUCUGAGCGUAUCGGUGGCAUUAACGCUUUUACCCACCUUCCAAGGAGUUUUAACAAGUUCAAUCUACGAAGGCGGUUGCCCGGAGGCGCUGGCCACGUACAGCGCCGUGGCAGGCGUGUGGUCGUGCUGCUACUCGCUGGGCGAGGUCUCCGGCCCGGCGCUGGGCGGCGCGCUCACGGAGCGCUACGGCUUCGCGCUCAGCGCUACCAUCUGCGCUGUAGCUUGCUUCAUUGUGGCAGUGAUCGCACUCGCCUUCUUCUCGCUGCGCGAGUCGUCGAAGUGGGCUAUGGGGGCGUCGUGCUCGGAGUCACUGCCACGCUCCGACUCCACGUGGAGCAGCGGCCACUUCUGCACGCGUAGCGCGCCCGACAGUCGGCUUGACACCACCCCGCUGCUCACACCCUGCUCCCGCUCCGAGAGAGGUUGUUCUUAUUAUCCGUAUGAUACGUCGACACCUAAACGGCUCUGUAUCAAACACAAAAACCCAAACAAAAGCGGGUCAGCCAGUGUCGCAGAAACAAUAGUUCACAUACUUAAGUUUGAAUUCGUUACGAAUACUUUAUUUGAAAUACGGAAGAGAAAUCAGUCAAACUCAAGUAUCUCGAGUGCGGGCCUAUACCAAAACUACUUGGGCCGAGCAGAAGAAGAACUUUUAAAUAAUAAUAACAAAUAUCAUAAUCUUGAUAACAACCAAAUCAAAAGUUUAAAAGAUCGAGUAAGCGUCGACUACUGUUCGUAUCUAGAGAACGCUAUUUUUGGAAGCUCUGCCAUCUUAGAAAACGUCCAUUUGGAUAACUUGCUAAUCAAAAGGAACAACAAAGGACUUGUGUCUACGAUGUCAAAUAAUUGUACUGAUAGAAAGUCAACUGAAGACAUUCUUAGAUACAAUCUCGAAAAGGUUAAUUUCUACGAGAACAUUGAACCAUGUUCACCGAUGGAGAACAUAUCUAAAACUUGUGAAUGUAAGGACGGUGUCACGUUUUUCACGGGAACAGUGGCAUUAUCUUCAACUGGUGCAUGUGAAGUAUAGUGCAAUUAGCUUAACAAUAGCUAUUUAUAAUAAAUUUAAUUUUAUACGAAGCA
Messenger RNA from Cydia splendana, 2573 nucleotides. RefSeq names its product MFS-type transporter SLC18B1-like. Gene Ontology annotation, biological process: transmembrane transport. The coding region runs from base 232 to 2520 and encodes 762 amino acids. The transcript has 12 exons. Lineage: Eukaryota; Metazoa; Arthropoda; Insecta; Lepidoptera; Tortricidae. The record is from RefSeq and is a predicted model, not a curated record. Gene Ontology annotation, molecular function: transmembrane transporter activity.